This is a messenger RNA of Drosophila santomea, 1555 nucleotides long. RefSeq lists its product as uncharacterized. The record is from RefSeq and is a predicted model, not a curated record. The coding region runs from base 1 to 1545 and encodes 514 amino acids. Lineage: Eukaryota; Metazoa; Arthropoda; Insecta; Diptera; Drosophilidae. The transcript is spliced from 6 exons. Gene Ontology annotation, cellular component: spindle pole; microtubule; centrosome. Gene Ontology annotation, biological process: positive regulation of cytokinesis.
AUGACGACUAGCGAUGAAAUGGGCAUGGGCGGCAACUUCUGCCACGACCACAUCCAGCAUCCGCUGAUGUGGUGCGACGAGAAGAAGCGUCUGGUGGAGCGCAAGAAUGCGGAGGAGAGUCUUCGCAUGUGGCGGCGCAGGAAGGCGGAGGAGUGUGCUCGCAAGGAGAAGGACAAGCAGGAGUACUACGACCUGUUCCACCAACAUUGUCCUUGGGGUCGACCUGGUGGUGGUGCACCCAACGUAGAAGUGCGCCGCAAGGACAUCACAGCCGUGGGCCUUCACUCCACGCCCACAGUGACCACUGCCCACCGAAUGAAUCUGCUGCAGCCGUGCCGCUACAACGACUUCUUCUCCAUGCAGAAGAAGUGCCACAACAAUCCGCUGGCCGCCUACCAUCACCACCACCACCACGCACCGCCCGCCCCACCGCCUGGUGGUCGACUGGGCCACGCCCACUCGGUGCAUCACCUGCAGGAAAGUGGUCCCAGGAGCAGCAUCGUAACGAUUUGCGAGCGGGAGAUUCCCCACAAGCCCGGAGCGGGAGUUGGUGUCAAUGUGGCCAAAAACGCCAACGGCCAUGUGGACAUAGAACUGCGAUACAAGCCCUCUCCUCCAUGCAAGGGCAAGCCGCUCCUGGAGAAGAUCGUGGUUAGCGAGAGUGAGCAGCGAUGUCCUUUGCAGGAAAAGCUGGCCACUCAGAAGAAGCGCCUGCAGGCCAAACUGGAAAAGCCGCCCUGCAAGGAGCCCUGGGGCAAGGCGGGUCCGGGCGGCAAGCCCUGGCGGAGUCCCAAGGAAGUGGGCAACACGUUCAUGAAGUCACUGGGCUGGACGAACAAGGAGAUGCUGAAGGAGCUGGACCAGGAUAACCCGGUGACUCCGGCGGAGAAGAACACAUUUCGCAAAUCGCGUCCGGGCAAGCCACCAAAACCGCAGCGCUGCUGUGAGAUGUGCACCUGCAACUGUCCCGCCAUGCAAAAGAGUCCGCACAAGCCGUCGCCCCUCGCACUGCCCAUUCCGCCGGGAAAGAAGUGUCCGGGUCCGCCAGUUCCGCCAGGUCCGCCGCCCGGAAAGAUGCUGCACCACUUGAAGCCGCAGGACUGCGGCGGCAAGCCCGUCAGGCUGUGCCCCCGCAUGGCCUCCAGAGCUCCCUGCCCCGGGAGCACCAGUACCGCCACACCGGAUGCCAGUACAGCGGGAGGAAACGGAGGAGCCUAUGCCGAGGGUGGCGGGGUGGAGCUGGUUCCCCUGCUGGCCAGAAGGCGUGGCAUGCACCGUCCCAUCAGCCUCUCCAGCACGGACGUGACCAAGAGGACGCCGUCGCACGAUAGGUACGCAUCCAAGCACAAGCAUCCACCAAAGAACUGUCAGCUGACCACCACCAAGAUCAAGUGCAUCAACAGCAUCAUCAAGAACAUCAGCCACAUGAAGCGGCUGCCCAAGAAUCUGAACUGCAAGCUGCAGUGUUGCAGUUGCGAUUGCCCCACGGCCUUGGCCACGGGCUGCUGCCUCAAGCGGCUGACCCUGCACAUUCGCCAGGCUUGAAAACCACGUU